Messenger RNA from Anisakis simplex (herring worm), 255 nucleotides. NCBI's taxonomy places the organism in Eukaryota, Metazoa, Nematoda, Chromadorea, Rhabditida, Anisakidae. The record is from the annotation of a GenBank genome assembly.
UUACCGUGGCGUAAAGUGUCGGAUAAGAACGAAGUGCUGAAAGUGAAAGAAGAGUGUCGUACAAAGCUGCGUGAUAAAUUACUGCAUACGGUGAAGUGCAAAGACGAGUUCGGUAAAAUAAUGGACUACGUUGAUUCACUGCAUUACGAAGAUCGUGUUGAUUAUUCGUACGUUUAUGAAAUGCUCAAAACGGCCGCUAUCGUAUGUGAUGUAAGGUUAACAGAUCCGUAUGACUGGGAGGAAAAAAGCAAAUAA